CUUACACGGUUGACUGACUGCAUCGUCAGGGUAAACGAGUUCCAAAACUUGAUAACGGCGAUCACCGACGACAUUCAAAGGGUUAACCGUUGGAGUAUAGCCUUGAGCAUGCUGGUCGUACUGCUACUGAUAACAGACGCGUUGCUUCUGCUACGACUCGCCGGGUGGCCUCAUUUUAAGUACUACGUGGCGAAAGAUGUGCAGUUUUAUUUUUUCAACGUAACGUUGAUCACGGUUAUAAAUUUGGGGUCCGCAGUGGUCGACCAGUUUAAAAACAUUAACGAGUCUUUGGCUCUCAUGGCGUCCAGAUGGUACGAUCGCGGGACAAUCACCUUAACAGUACGGAAGGAGCGAAUUGGAUACAAACCGGAUUCCUUUCCUGCCGAACUGCGACGUUUACAGCAGUACCAUAACCGUCUCUGCGACUUGAUCGACAAAUUCAACGAGGUGAUGGGCAGCGUGCUCCUGUUGGCGAUACUGUACAUCGUCACCAGCUUGCUAUGGGAUGUCAGCGCGGUUAUCGAAUUUUUCGUUAAAGGCUGCGUUAUCGAAGGGGUCCGUCUAGACGACUUAGUCCUGCUGGAUUUUUUAUUCUGGAUACUGAUAUCGAUCGGACAAACGAUGUUCAUGGCGCGUGUCGGCAACGCCGUGGUCGAUGAAAACAAACGCACCCUCAAUUAUUGCUAUGAGUUUAUGAACAAAUUGCCGUCGAUUCCGGAUACUCUGGUCCAAAGGAUUCGCGACAACCUGCGCGAAUUGGCCAACCAAGUUGAGGCGAGACGACCGGCCCUAACGGCCGCCGGUAUUGUGAAAAUUGACUUUCGAAUACUGGGGAUCGUCACAACCAACACCGUCACUUACGUCGUCGUCGUUUUACAGUUUUUGUUUAAGCAAUAGUCCCCUACGCCGCAAACAUGAAUAUAUUAUAUUCCAUGCCUUGUACCGUGCGUUCAAUUGUAACUUUUUUGUUUUUUCAUACUUCAUAUUUUUUUCAAUUGAACACCCUGUGUGCAAUACUGUAACACACUUUUUAUUUUAGGCCGCUCGUUUUUGACAGAUCGGCAGAAAUAGCAAACUUUAAUAUAAUUUCAAAGAGUGCCGUGACUGACUGCAACAACAAUAAUUAUUUUAAAUUAAAGUAGAAGAAAAACAAUAACAAUGACACACUAAAGUGUAAAUAAUAGUAAUAAUAAUAAUAUGUCUCUAUUUCUGUUUAUCCAUACUAUCCACAAAUAACCGUUUUCUUUUACAAAAUGAAUGUAUAUAUAUAUACAUACACAGAAAUGGGCGAAAUCCAGAUAUGGAUAACAUCAGUAUGUUAGCCACCUGGAUCUAUUUAACCCAACGGAUUGAGAAAUGAUAACUCUUUUUUUUAUGGCGACAGCGAUAGCACAAUAACAGAAAAAAAAACAUUUUUACUUCUUCUCACACUUAUUGACGUAUCCUAUUUUGCACACGUUUGUUAAAGAUAGACUGUGCUUUUUUUUUAAACUUUAUUUUUCGAAAAAAUAUCUGGAAGCAUAAAAUUUAAAUCUAUUCGGAGUCAGGGCUUUGAAGUUAUUAGGAAGACUAUUAUACAAUUUAGCUAUAUUAGAGGAAAAACCACGCUCAAAUAGUAUUGUUUUAUGUAGACGAGGAGUUAUGGCGCCUCUAAAUCUAUUAUUAAAAUUAUGAACAUGAGAUCUGCACAGAUAUUGAGGACUUUGAUAAAAACAGGCUCCAUUCUUCUGCUCUCCAUGUUCAACCAUUUAGUCUCUACUAGUUUAUGUGAUAUUCUCUCUAGGCGUCUAAUACCGUAUAUUAGUCGCAAACAUAAAUUCUGCACUUUGUAUAUCCUUUGUUUUUGCAAUGCUGUUAAACAGUUUCCAUAUAAAAUAUCACCGUGAUUGAACACAGAAAGCACAAGAGACUCGCACAAUGUAAUUUUUAUUUUUCUUGAGAGAUAGUGACGACUAUCAUAGAGCAGUUUAAGCUUUGCAUAUGCUCUCCGGAAGCAGUCAGAGACAUGACUCUCAAAUCUCAAGUCAGAAUCGAAGAAGACUCCCACAUUUUUUACGGUAUUUUUUAUAGGUAUGGUAGUGUCCCCAAUGUUGAUUGUAAGCAUAAUACAAUAUUUCUUAGGAUUUAAGAAUAGCGAGUGUUUCAGUGAAAAACAUUGUAAUUUAUUUAGAUCUCGGCACAUGACUUGACAGCCCAGACGAACGCUUGUGCUUGGCAGUUUUCAAGGGUCGUAGCCAGAUUUGACGCAUAUAUUGCGUACAACCACGGGCUCAGUAUUGAACCCUGCGGAACGAUACUGACAACAGUCACCUCGGUGGAAAUUUUAUUUUCAAUGCAGACUCUCAGUAAUACCGCUUGCUCGCUAAGACCAACAUAAUAAAGAAUUGCAAACAGAAUUUUUCCGUCAUCUGCGGUUCUUAAAAUGUCAUCGCUUACAUUGGCUAGCGCAGCAGAACAUCCAUGGUUUUUCCUAAAACCCGACUGGGUUUCCGUCAAGAUUUUAUAUUGUUCCACAUAAACAGAAAGCUGUUGAUUAAUUACUUUUUUAGAAAUUUUUUACAUACAUGGUAGUACACUAACUGGCCUCAAAUCUUCUAAGUCAAGCGGGUUUUUAACCUUUGCCAGUGGGUGGCAAGUCUCUGAGUAUACUGAUUUUGUAAUGCAAAAGUUAACAAACUGUAUCCUCCUUUGACAUUGUCCUGCACUUAGUUUUUGGGUUUUAUGAAAUUUAAAUGCAUUCUAUUAUACAUUAUACAUAUAUUUAUACAUUUUACAUUAUACAUAUAUUCUUUCAGGACUGAGUUGAUUGAUCCCCGAGAAAUACCUAUCUCUUCAUAUACUCUAGUAAUGGAGGAAAUUGGAUGAGCUCCAUAGAAUCCUAAUCCUUAUCUUCUUCAUUUAAAACAUUACGAUUCUGGCAUACCUUCUUAGUAUUUAAUACCGUUUCCUGCAAACUUCUUUGCCAGUCUUGGAAACAUCUGUUUUUUGAAGGAGCUCGGCGCUCUGGGUAAAGUCUAAUAUUUACUGAGGACGAGCUUUUAUUAUUCAGAAAGUAUACUUGAUGCAUACCACUCCUUUUAAAAAAUACUAAAUUGCCUAAAAACCAUUUUAACAAUAAUGACUCUCAACGAUAAUUCUGUAUACUAAUAGUCAAACAAAAACAUUUUUAUUUGUCAGUCAGGGCUCUCAGGGUGUUCAAUUUAAAAAUAUAUGAUGUAGGCUUAUAUGUCAGAAAAUUGCUGGUUUGUUUUAUACGGCACUAACCCUAUAUUUUGUUUUUUGUUUACCUUAUUUGAAAAUCACUAAGUUUAUUCAUUUUCCUCAA
Messenger RNA from Cylas formicarius (sweet potato weevil), 3325 nucleotides. RefSeq lists its product as uncharacterized. Lineage: Eukaryota; Metazoa; Arthropoda; Insecta; Coleoptera; Brentidae. Gene Ontology annotation, cellular component: neuronal cell body; axon; dendrite. The transcript has 3 exons. Gene Ontology annotation, biological process: sensory perception of taste. The coding region runs from base 109 to 897 and encodes 262 amino acids. The record is from RefSeq and is a predicted model, not a curated record.